This is a messenger RNA of Ochotona princeps (American pika), 1407 nucleotides long. It is a transcript of the gene GARIN6, whose product is annotated as golgi associated RAB2 interactor family member 6. The transcript is spliced from 2 exons. Gene Ontology annotation, cellular component: nucleus. Lineage: Eukaryota; Metazoa; Chordata; Mammalia; Lagomorpha; Ochotonidae. The record is from RefSeq and is a predicted model, not a curated record. The coding region runs from base 222 to 884 and encodes 220 amino acids.
CACACCAAGGUCCCAACAUUUAGACGCGCCUGACUUCAGUGACCUCCCCACCUGACUGGACAUCUGUGCAUCCCAGAUAACAGGAAGGACAGUCUCCAGCACAGAGCAGCUGGCCUCAGUCUCUCAAACCUGUUGAAGAGGAUCUCCCGCCCACCUCCAGGAGCAUACACGGAAGCAGAAGCCCUGCACCUGUGUGAAGACAGGUUCACAGCGGCUCCACCAUGAGUAUGUUCAACACCUCCAUGGGGAAACUGCAGCAACAUUUGUACAAAGGCGAAUAUACCAUGUUUAGCUACACACCGAUGUUUGAGAGUGACUUCAUCCAGAUCAGCAAACGAGGAGAAAUGGUUGAUGUGCACAACCGGCCCCAAAUGGUGACUGUGGGCAUUGUUCGCACUAGCCCCUGCCUCACACUGCCUGAUGUCAUGCUGCUGGCCCGGCAGGUGCCUAUCUCUGAUGAACAUGCCAAAUACAACCCUAAGAGUAAGGAAAAAAUCAUCAAAUCUACACAGACUUUAGAGCUCACCAGGCUGCUUCCCUUGAAGUUUGUAAAGAUAACCAUCCACAACAGUAACAAGAAACAGCUCCGUCUGAAGCUCGCCACUGGCCACUCAUUUUACCUCCAGCUGUGUCCCCCUGCAGACGUGAGAGAUGACCUUUUUGUUCACUGGGAGAAUCUCGUUCACAUCCUGAGACCAGCGGUGGAUGCUUGCAGCCACACACAGGACACAGCUGAGAACACAACCAAUGUGCCUAAGUUUACAGAAGAGGAGCCGGGCCCAGAGGGACAAGCUAUGAAACCUCACAGUGGGAACACCAGGAGUCUUCAGACAGACCUUGAAGUUUCAGAAGCCACCUAUCACGAUUCCACUAAGACGGAAUGAACCUAACAAGCCUUCCACAUAUCCUGCCUUUAAGACUUUACAUUCUUGUCCAAUUAUAAAACUGAACAGUACCUGAUGAAUGGACAGGGGUGGCAACAAGAAUAAUAGUAACACAAAGAACCACAACAGGUGCCAUGCGACCAAGCCUGCAGACUCAGGAAGCAGACAGAAGCGGCAGCUUUCAUAUUUCUAAGGAGAAGCACAGCUAGUUCAGCCAUAGCAGAUGCUUCUAACAUGCUUUGAUAGUGCCAUAGUGAGGGCUACAAGUAUAACUUUGUCUUUACAGGACAUUUCAACCAAAUCAGUAGGUACUUCUGGCCUCUCUCCCAAGGAUGGCAGAAAUGAGGUAAUUUGCAGGAGCAGAGACUGUUGCCUAUGCCUGCUGCAAUAACAGCAUGAGAGUUCAGUAUGGAGACAGCACAUCUCAGCCGUGCAGAGUGGAGGCUCUAUUGGUAGAUGUGAUGGAAGGUGGAGGGCGUCCAUAUUAAAUUUCGAAUAAAGAGCUUCAAAACUCUUCACUACA